Molecule: messenger RNA, 531 nt
Organism: Apis mellifera (honey bee)
Lineage: Eukaryota; Metazoa; Arthropoda; Insecta; Hymenoptera; Apidae
Product: lactosylceramide 4-alpha-galactosyltransferase
Exons: 2
Biological process (GO): glycosphingolipid biosynthetic process
Molecular function (GO): alpha-1,4-N-acetylgalactosaminyltransferase activity
Source: RefSeq, a predicted model, not a curated record
AAUAAAUUCUUUAUAUUGUUAACAUUAGAUGAACCAAAUGGGGACAAGAAUAUUUUCUUUCAUGAGACAUCUUGUUUUGAUAAAAAUGGUUUGAUACUGAAUGCUCGCCAAGCAUGCGCCAUUGAAUCCGCAGCUAAAAUGAAUCCAAAUAUGAAUGUGUAUCUGCUAUUCCUUUCUCCUUCUAAAAUUUCGAAACAAUCAAAAAAAAUAUUUGAACAAUUACAAGCUUAUCCGAAUAUUCGUAUCAGACGUGUUAAAUUCCAAAAUUAUGUAAAAAACACACCUCUGGAUGUAUGGUACAAAAUGGAUAUACUAAAGAAAAGUAAAUGGCCAAGAAUUCAAAUGGCUGAUAUUCUAAGAUUUCUAACACUUUGGAAAUAUGGAGGAAUAUAUUUGGAUCUGGAUGUUGUUGUUAUCAGACAUGACAUAUAGGGAUCCACGAAUCAAAUUGAAGCAAAAAUAAUGAAGAAAAUAUGAUGUCGUAAGCAAAAGAUAUUUUAAAAUAGAUAUAAGUGAAAUUAUAUAUUUAUU